GAAACUCCGCUUGCUUUAAAGUGAAAGUGUUAAGUCAUGUAGCAAAAGUCGCUAUUCACUUGCUUGAAAUGAUCGCUCCCUGUAUUUCAUCGUUAACUUCCGUCUGCUAUCGGUAUUUUCCGGAUUAAAGAAAAUGGCGGCGUUAGAAAGUGUGCAUGUUUCUACUAUUUCUCAUUGAAGCAUAUUUUAUUUGCAUUAUCGAGGAUAAAAAAAUUCCCACAUCAUGAGUGUUACAAUAGAUGUUACAAGGCCCCCGCCUCCUAAUAUGCCUGGGGCACCAGGAGCGGCUGGAGGAGGACGGUUCUUCCACAUGCCCCGGUUCAGUAGUCCACCACAGUUCAACACCAGAUAUAGCAAUCCAUUUGGCACUCGGCAACGUUUUCAAGGUGGCUAUAGACCAUUUCACCAGCGAGAUCAGCAUCAUCAGCAUAACAAGGGAGAAAAUGCAGACGACGAUUUUGAUGGAAAACGUAUGAGGAAAUCAGUCUAUAGGAAGACAAUUGAUUAUAACAGUUCAGCUAUAAAGUAUUUGCAGGGAAGAGUCUGGCAAAGGGAUAUGAGAGAUCUAAGAUCUGUACAGCCUGACAUCAUGUCUACAACUAAUUUGCAACCACCAGGCAGCAUGCUACAGAACAACACUAAUUGUGUAACCACCAAGUUUAUACGACAAUCCACCAAUAAGUUCAAGUGCCCUAUAUUUGCAGUCUGUUGGACCCCAGAAGGCAGGAGACUGAUAACAGGAGCAUCUAGUGGAGAGUUCACAUUAUGGAAUGGACUAACAUUCAACUUUGAAACUAUAUUACAGGCUCAUGACACGUCAUGUAGAAGUAUGGUCUGGAGUCAUAGCGACCAGUGGAUGAUUACAGCUGACCAUGGUGGCUUUGUUAAAUACUGGCAGUCUAAUAUGAACAAUGUCAAGAUGUACCAGGCCCAUCAGGACCCAGUGCGAGGAUUAAGUUUUUGUCCGACUGACCAAAAAUUUGUGACUUGUUCCGAUGAUGGGACGGUGAGAGUUUGGGAUUUCCUGAGGUGCCAUGAAGAAAGAGUAUUGAGAGGACAUGGAGCUGAUGUCAGAUGUGUAGAUUGGCACCCUCACAAAGGUUUGGUAGCCUCUGGAAGCAGGGACACGCAACAGCCUGUGAAACUUUGGGACCCCAAGUCUGGCACCAGUCUAACUACUUUGCACUCCCAUAAAGGAACAGUGAUGGCACUCAAAUGGAACAGGAAUGGCAACUGGCUUCUCACAGCAUCUAGAGACCAUCUUGUUAAACUGUAUGAUGUUCGCAACCUUAAGGAGGACCUACAAACCUUUAAAGGACAUAAUAAGGAGGCAACAGCUGUAGCAUGGCAUCCUGUGCAUGAAUCCCUGUUUGCUAGUGGUGGAAGUGAUGGCUCUAUCAUGUUUUGGAAUGUAGGAACUGACAAGGAGCUGGGUGCUAUGACUGAGGCACAUGAGGCUAUUGUGUGGUGUAUGUCCUGGCACCCACUGGGACAUAUCCUGGUGUCUGGCUCCAAUGAUCAUAAUACGAAAUUCUGGUCCAGAAAUCCACCUGGUGACAAAAUGUUGGACAAAUAUAACCUGAAUAAACUCCCACCAGGUGUCUCCGAGGACAUGAUGGAUCUAGAUGGAAGAACCUCAACAACUGGGGCAAGUGAUCUACCAGGAAUGGGAUUGGAAUUUGGUGUACCUGAUCACCUAAAGAAAGAUGAACCUGAAGAAAAUGGGCCCGGCAUACCAGGAUUAGGCGGCACUAAUGUACAUGAGUAUGAUUCAUCUCAAAGGAGAAAUCCAAGUGUUAGGCCUUACUAUCAAAAUAUGCGUAAAGUGCCAUAUGCCAAACCUGUCCCAAAAAGUUUUGAACAGGCUUGGGAAAAAGGAUUUGAUAAAGCUGGUGACGGCUUGCCUGGAGAUCAGGAUCCUGGUGUUUCUCAGCAAGGAUCACCCCAAAAGCAAAUGGGGGAUCAACAUGGAGGCCAAGGAGGUCCUCAUGGUCCCCCUCAUAGUAACCAAGGUCCAACACAUGGCAACCAGGGGCCCCCUCAUAGCAACCAAGGCCCCCCUCAUGGCAACCAAGGGGCUCCCCAUAGCAACCAAGGUCCACCUCAUGGCAACCAAGGUCCUCCCCAUGGCAACCAGGAGCCACCUCAUGCCAACCAGGGGCCACCCCAUGAUCAUCAUGGAUCUCAGUUUGGUAAUCAAGGUAUACAUAUGCACUAUGGUAACCAAGAGGGUCCUCCUCAAGGGAUGGGUAUGCGACCAGAUGGACCAAGGCCUAGUGGCCCACCCUCCCUCUUAAAUAUGGACUUAAAUGGACCAAGAGGUCCAAGAAUGGGAGGUCCAAGGCACAGGAUGGAUGGCCCCAGGGGGCCAAGAGGCCCUAGAAUGGAUGGGCCAAGGGGUCACAUGGGUCCGCGAGGUCCAAGGAUGGAUGGGAAAAGAUUCAAUGGUCCACGGCAUGGCUUUGAUGGACCUCGUGGUCAGAUGAUGAAUAGAGGCCCCAGGCCUCAUAUGCAACAGAAUGCGCCCCCAUCUUUAUUAGACCUACCUGACCAGCAAGGAAGGCCCAGGGAUUUCCAAAUGGAUCCAUCCCACAGAUCAAGCUUUUCAGGUGAUGGUCCUCCCAACAAUACUCACAUGAGCCAAGGUCGACCAGGGGGUCCCCAAGGUAAUAUGCCACCCCCAGACAACAUGGAAAACAGUAUGAACAGUGACAUUUACCACACAGACUAUUCCAGUUUACAUGCAUAUGGUCUAGGUGGAGGAAAAGAUGACAAUGAAACUAUAGAAAACCAAAAUAUUUCAAAUAAUCCCAGAAAUGGACCCCAAGGACCCUUAUUACAAAAGCCAGAUGAAAUGGCCAGGGGAUCAUAUAAUAAUGAAUCACAACAUAGAAAUCAAUACGAUGGAAGGAGGUAGUAUUAUGCACUUAAAUGAUGAUGAUACACGCUCAUCUGCUCAGUUUAUAUUAAUACGACUACAUAUAGCGAGACUGCAAUAAUAGACAAGAAUGGAACAAUAUACACACUGUAUUGCAGAUAUUGUACAUUUUGUUUAAAUAGUGUCUCACUGCAUUUUAUGCAUCAUCGAGCUGCUAUUGAAAUCAAAGUAAUUGAUUAAAACGCAUUUCAAGUGAUACUAUAAAUAUUGAGAGUCAUUGCAGGGUUUUAUCUCAUACAGUGUGCAAUGAGCACAAACCAAAUGGCCAGUUAGGUUAAACGUGUGUGGUCAAUAUUUACUAAUGCCAUUUAUUAUAAAGGUAUGAUGUAUAGACAGAUCAUUUUGUUUAUUCUUAAUCUUUUUCUGUUCUCAUUUGAUUUCCUAGGGUUUUAGUAAACUCAGUUUUCAUUCAUGGAAAUUGAUGCUUUAUUUUAUUGCCAAUGUGGUAUACGUUUUCCCAAAUUACUAUGCCAUUUACAAUACAGCUAAAUCUGGCCUAUUUUUGAUGAUGACUACCUA
Messenger RNA from Owenia fusiformis, 3457 nucleotides. The record is from the annotation of a GenBank genome assembly. NCBI's taxonomy places the organism in Eukaryota, Metazoa, Annelida, Polychaeta, Sabellida, Oweniidae.